Messenger RNA from Capsicum annuum, 1206 nucleotides. RefSeq names its product probable prolyl 4-hydroxylase 12. The transcript is spliced from 8 exons. The record is from RefSeq and is a predicted model, not a curated record. Gene Ontology annotation, biological process: peptidyl-proline hydroxylation to 4-hydroxy-L-proline. NCBI's taxonomy places the organism in Eukaryota, Viridiplantae, Streptophyta, Magnoliopsida, Solanales, Solanaceae. Gene Ontology annotation, cellular component: endoplasmic reticulum. Gene Ontology annotation, molecular function: iron ion binding; procollagen-proline 4-dioxygenase activity; L-ascorbic acid binding. Bases 147 to 1112 code for a protein of 321 amino acids.
AGUUAUUGUGCCACGUAGGAUCGUGUUCCUCCUCACUGGGAACUCGACAGAUCCCUUAUCAAAAAUUGGAACAUAGUGCCAGUUAAACGCUGCAUUUCCCCAAAAAGGAAACCCCCUCACUUCCCUUAUUUUGCUCUGAUCCAUCAAUGUCGAACUUCCUGUGGGUUUUUGUCUUCGUGGCUCUAGGGAUCAGCUCCGAGGUUCUUCUCGCCGACAAGAGAUCACGGGUUCAAUCCUUGGAAAUAGCCCCUGGCAGAAAUGCAAGUAGCCGAAAAGAAUUGAGAACCAAGGAGGUGAAUGGGGAUGGCAUUAUACAGCUGGGCCAUCCUGUACGCUCUAACAGAUUUGAUCCCUCACGAGUCGUUCAACUCUCUUGGCGACCAAGGGUUUUCUUGUAUAGAGACUUUCUGUCAGCAGAAGAGACUGAUCACUUAAUCUCUUUGGUGCAUGGAAAGAGAAAUAGCUCCACAAGUGAUAAUGCUUCAGUGGAUGCAGUGAAGUUUCCAACCACGGGUAUUCCUAUAGAUGCAAAGGACCCUAUUUCCUCAAGGAUUGAAGAAAGGAUCUCAGCUUGGACCUUUCUACCUAAAGGAAACAGUUGGCCUUUGCAUGUUCUGCAUUCUGAGGGUGAGAAAUCAAAGGGGAAUUAUGGUUAUUUUGAGAGGGACUCUGCACUGAAGUCCAACGAACCAUUAAUGGCGACUGUUAUUUUGUAUCUAUCAAAUGUGACACGGGGUGGUCAGAUCCUCUUCCCUGAGUCAGAGAAUAAGAUCUUGUCCGACUGUACGAAGUGUAGUGACACCUUAAGACCAACUAAAGGAAAUGCAAUUGUGUUCUUCAAUGUCCACCUAGAUGCAUCUCCUGACAAGAGUAGCUCCCACGCAAGAUGCCCUGUUACUGACGGUGAAAUGUGGUAUGCCAUCAAAUUCUUUUAUCUCAGGAGUAUUACUGUACAAAAGGAUCCAGUUCAAUCAGAUGAUGACACUUGUACUGAUGAAGAUGAGAACUGUGCUCGAUGGGCUGCUACCGGAGAGUGUGAAAAGAAUCCUGUUUUUAUGGUUGGUUCUCCUGAUUAUUAUGGUACAUGCAGGAAAAGUUGUAACGUGUGCUGAUUUUUUAUGUAAACAAUUUUUUGUACCUUCACUGGCGUUGUUUGUGACUAAAAUCUUCUGAUUAAUAUACUCAGGAACUACUCUUUCUUUUUUC